Molecule: messenger RNA, 3716 nt
Organism: Electrophorus electricus (electric eel)
Lineage: Eukaryota; Metazoa; Chordata; Actinopteri; Gymnotiformes; Gymnotidae
Gene: jhy
Product: junctional cadherin complex regulator
Biological process (GO): axoneme assembly
Source: RefSeq, a predicted model, not a curated record
AUGGCAUCUCAAGUUAUGGAGAACAGCUUCACUAAAAACGAGAGGAGUGCUGACGGGAUCAGUGUCAGCAGAGAGAGGAGUGAAGAUGUGCCUCCUAACCUUUGGGACUCCUUAGAAUCGGAUACUGAAAGUAUGUUACAGGAAAAAUCGUAUCGGCGACAGCUUCAAAAGUGCAUUUCUGACGAAGCCGGUGACAAAAGUCCUUUUGGUGCAAAACCGCACAACGUUUAUGAGAAGGUGGACAGCGAGAGUAACCAGCAAGAAAACAUCUACAGCAGCUCUGAAUCGGAGCGCACACUUUCAGCUACACAAGCGGCCGUCACCGGGAGACGUGAAAUGCAAAGCAAAAACAACAAUUUAACAAGACAGAGCCCUCGUGGGGAUGAAUAUGCUGAUUUGCGUUAUGAUCCAGACUGGAGAAGGAAUUUGCCAGGGGCUCAGUUUCUAUGCAAGGACCAGAUGAGUCUUUCCCUGGACUCCUGCGCUGAGUCAGAAGACAUGACUGCAAGAGAGAGCUGUGAUGAUGUAGUGGUCAGUCAUCCUGUAGAAGUGGACAUAGUUCAGCCCAGGCCCUUUUCCUUUCACUUACACCCACAGCAGGGCCAGUUCAGUCAUGAAGACACAACACUGUCCCUUCCACAGAGUUUCUGUUCUUCUUCGGAGAGCACACAGCAUUUUAAUUUGGACAGAGCUGUGAAGGUUAGCUACAGUGACCACCAAAGUACAGCUGAAGUGUUGCCCUCUUCUUCUACACAACAGAGGCAGCAGAAGGAGAGUAACAAGCAGUAUAAUGGGGAGGAACGAAGCAUCAGUACUGACAAGCUCAACAGUGUAGCCACACACUCUCGAAAGGCUAGGCAAACCAGGCCGACGGUGGACAUAGUGGAGCGGAAUAAAGCCACCUUAGGUGUGAAGAGUCACCAACAAGGGUCCUACCUGAAGGCCUAUGACCAAAAAGGAUGGAGAACAGAAGAUGCACAUCAGCCCACAGAGCCCGCUGUGGAUACUGGAAACACUGACAUCCAGGGAAGCCCAGACAAUGCUCUGGAUCCAGAGCUCAUGUGGAUACAAAAAACUCAAAAACUGAAGAUCCACAAAGAGGGCUCAGACAGACCCAGGCCUAAGAUCCACAGGUCCGGACCUGGUGCUCACGUGCGUCAUCCUGUGGAGAGACGCACUUCAAGGAGAGGUCAGCAAGUACCGACUCCUGCCGAAAACCGUAUGCUCAUACCACCUGACCCAACCAGCAUCUCCGAUCUACCACGUCACCAGCCUUUCCCUGGAGCUCCAAAGGUCCACCUCAACAUCAAUGCCAAUGCCCUGGCCAAACCCGCAGAGCCUUUGCUCAGUGGUCAACUGCACGAGCAGGUCUUUUCAUUCGCCCCCCCUCACUUGACACAGUGGAGGAUCAGGCCUGAUGGAUAUACCUUACCUUCCAUAAAUCCUGCCAGUGAUGCUGUGGACCUGAUGGGCUCGGCCCCUCAGGUGUCCGUGUCUCGCACAAAACCUGGAAACCACCACAUGGACAGAAACCAUCUGCAGGGCACUGGCAGAAGGCUGGAUGAUGAACCUGGGCUAACUGAGGGCACAACAGUCAUUAAUAACAAUAGCAUCAGGGCUUCUCCAAAAUGGCCAGCAUUUGAAGAAACUUCUAACAUCAUUGCUCCUACAGUGAUGCUAUUCAAUGAAGAAAGUGGACUUUCUGAUUAUGUACUUACAAUGUACAAUGGAGCCUAUGCAGUGCUGCCCCCUAUAGGUGGGCCCACUGACAGUGAUAUGGUACCGUGCAAUGCAGGACCUGCACUAAAUACUAUACCAAGGAGCAACUCAGAGGGGUAUCUUGCACAGCUGGAAAAACAAAGACAGUUUAAGCCUCAAACAACUUAUAAGGUAUACACACUAAAAGACUAUAGGACCUUGAACCAGGAGGUGAAGCUGGGAGGUCUUGGUCCAUCCUAUACUGUCACUGAGGAGGUGGCCAAGAAAAUUAAACGACAGAAGCUGUAUUCAAAUGUGAUCCGCGAACAGAACAAGAAGAUAAGCACAAUUCCCUUUCUGCCAGACAGGAACCCAUUGGGCAGUGGGAACAAGGGUGACAUUCCCAGGAACAAGGCUUUGGAGUAUGCCAAAACCAUAAUGAAGCCCAAAGCCCCACAGCAAUGGAGGGAGAGGCCCCAAGAAAAGCAUGAGAAGGCAUUGGAGCACCCUGCGAUUCUCCAAUUAGGGUUGGAUCUUUCCCAGCUGGCCGCUCUGGACAUGCUGAGAAAACGCCACGAAGAGGAGAAACAGGCAGUGGCGCAUUUCACCAGCCAUCACACUAACUCAUCUGCACCAUCUGUUAACACCCACUGAACAAGUAGCCUACCACAAUACACUGUUAACACCUACUGGACAGGUAGCCUACCACAAUACACUGUUAACACCUACUGGACAGGUAGCCUACCACAAUACACUGUUAACACCUACUGGACAGGUAGCCUACCACAAUACACUGUUAACACCUACUGGACAGGUAGCCUACCACAAUACACUGUUAACACCUACUGGACAGGUAGCCUACCACAAUACACUGUUAACACCCACUGAACAAGUAGCCUACCACAAUACACUGUUAACACCUACUGAACAGGUAGCCUACCACAAUACACUGUUAACACCCACUGAACAAGUAGCCUACCACAAUACACUGUUAACACCUACUGAACAAGUAGCCUACCACAAUACACUGUUAACACCCACUGAACAAGUAGCCUACCACAAUACACUGUUAACACCUACUGGACAAGUAGCCUACCACAAUACACUGUUAACACCUACUGAACAAGUAGCCUACCACAAUACACUGUUAACACCCACUGAACAAGUAGCCUACCACAAUACACUGUUAACACCUACUGGACAAGUAGCCUACCACAAUACACUGUUAACACCCACUGAACAGGUAGCCUACCACAAUACACUGUUAACACCUACUGAACAAGUAGCCUACCACAAUACACUGUUAACACCUACUGGACAAGUAGCCUACCACAAUACACUGUUAACACCUACUGAACAGGUAGCCUACCACAAUACACUGUUAACACUUACUGAACAAGUAGCCUACCACAAUACACUGUUAACACCCACUGAACAGGUAGCCUACCACAAUACACUGUUAACACCUACUGAACAAGUAGCCUACCACAAUACACUGUUAACACCUACUGAACAGGUAGCCUACCAUAAUACACUGUAAACACCCACUGAACACCUAACACAACGCGGUGGAUAUCAUAAGUUUGGUUAGUUAAGUAUACCUGGAUGUAAAGUGGUCUUGUCUGUUACACUGAAUGCAUCAUGUGGCCUUUUUUCCCUUAAAAAUAGCAGAUUGCUUCACAUAAGCAGAUUGUAGGUUGGAUUUUUAACUAGGAUUUUAAUUUUGUUAGACUUGAAUAUACUGUCAAAAAUUUUUUUUUUUCCAAUUACGUUUUUUUUUGGACUGUCAAAUAAUUUGACAGCAUUGUGUGGAAUGUGGAAUGGUGUAAGUGACAAAAAUAUGCUCCUGGUGUGGUUGUAAAAGAUCAUCCAUUAGGAAUCAGGAGAAUAUUUAUUUCAAAGUGUAAUGUGUCCUUUUUAAAAAUAAUAAAUACAUAUAACUGGAUGUUUCUUAAAGAAUUACCAAGGCAGGUCUGUUUUUGCUGGGCACAGUAUCAUGCUGCUAUGUUUCUUUUUUC